This is a messenger RNA of Phymastichus coffea, 2415 nucleotides long. RefSeq lists its product as uncharacterized. The transcript has a single exon. Gene Ontology annotation, molecular function: zinc ion binding; nucleic acid binding. The record is from RefSeq and is a predicted model, not a curated record. Lineage: Eukaryota; Metazoa; Arthropoda; Insecta; Hymenoptera; Eulophidae. The coding region runs from base 1 to 2415 and encodes 804 amino acids.
AUGCCUGAUAAUAAUGAUACUACUACUACUGCUGCACCUGCUGCACCUAGUCCCAGUGCCGUAAACAUCAAUCCAUUCAUUCCAGGAGAAAUGCAAUGGGUACGUUGGCAAAAGAAAUUUGAAGGUGCCAUUAAAAUCAUGAAGGUUAGUACUGCCGAUAAGGCAACGUUUCUGCUCCAUUAUGUUGGAGAUGCCGCAUAUGAUGCCUUAUGUGACACAUUCGGUGAUGAUCAAGUUGAUUCAAAGUCGUACGAGACUUUAGUGGCUAAACUAAAAGAAUUGUUUGCUCCGCCGGUACUUAAAAUAGCCGAAAAUUUCAAAUUCAACUCACGCAAACAGCAACCAGGGGAGAGCAUUCAAGAAUUUGCAACGGCUCUCACAAAAAUGAGUGCAAAUUGCGGUUUUGGCAGCCACACGUCUAAAGCUCUUCGGAAUCAAUUCGUCUACGGUUUAGUCACUCCUCGUAUUCAAAGCAGGUUGAUCGAAACCAAAGAUUUAACCUUUGAAACAGCAGUCACUACAGCACUCACGAUGGAAACCUGCGAGCGCGAGACGUCAUGCUUUCGUAAAGAUCCACCCGCCAUAAAUUAUCUACAUGCUCAGAAGAAAAGGACGGAUGUACAUAAGAAGAAAAACAAUUUUAAUUCUAAAAGAAAAAUACCACCGGUGGAUUUUACGAAACCUUACUGCUACAGAUGCGGCAAUCCUAACCACAAAGCAAAUGCCUGCCGAUUACCGGUUUCCACAGUUUGCCUUUCUUGCAACAAACCUGGACAUGUUGCUAGGGUAUGCAGAUCCAAAUCCGACUACACAGACAACCAAGUACAUCAAGUGUGCGACCAUGAAAGCGAGGACGACGAUUACUAUGGACAGGAAUUAAUGGACAUAUGCAAAGUCGAUACUGAAGAAAUCAACAAUUUACCUCUCCGAGAAAAAUUCAUGAAACAGCUCAUUGUUGAAGACAAAACAGUCGAAUUUGAGUUAGACAGCGGCGCAGCUGUUUCUCUGAUGUGGUUUCAGGAUGCCAAAAGAUUGUUUCCAAAGUCCAGCCUGCAGCGUGCCUCCAUAAAAUUGGUAACUUAUUGUAAUUCUAAUGUAAAUGUACACGGUUUCAUCGGUGUAACGGUAAAUUUUGAAAAUACAAAAUUUUUAUUAAACUUGUACCUUACUGAUGUAAACCGUUCACCUUUGUGUGGACGUGAAUGGAUUCACAAGUUCAUAUCUAAUAAAGGUGCUCAAUGCUUGUUUACUCCUGUACUUUCACUUGAGACUAAAAAAAUUCAUAAAUUUGAUAAAAUUUCCUUUGCUAAGGAAUUAUCUAUUAAAUAUAAAAAUGUAGUUCGGCAGGAUUUUUCUCCUAUUACAGGGCUGGGUUUAGUCUCAUUAAAACUCAAGAAAGAUUCUAAACCUAUUUUUUUUAAAGCUCGAAGUGUGCCGUUUCGUCUCAUUAAGCCGGUCGACUCAGCUCUGAAUGCCUGGAAAUCCUGCGACAUAUUGCAACCAAUAUCGACUUCACUUUACGCCACUCCGAUCGUCCCCAUCCUGAAGAAAGAUGGCAAUGUCCGAGUCUGCGGCGAUUACAGUGUCACGGUGAAUCCACAAUUAAUUGUCAAUGACUGUCAUAUGCCCACUACCAAGGAAAUGUUUAUGGAUCUCACUGGUUGUACCUGUCUUGCUCGAAUUGAUUGUGCCUGGGCAUACAUCCAGCUUCCGGUUGACGAAGCGACGGCAGAUCUGCUCACUAUUAACACGCCUCGCGGACUUUACCGCGUUAAACGAAUGUUAUUUGGUAUAGCCGCUGCGCCUGCCAUCUGGCAAGAAUGUAUGAAUUUUCUUUUUCGCUCUGUCAAAGGUGUCUGCGUCUUCCAAGAUGAUUUGAGGUUGGCUGCCAGGUCCCUUUCCGAAUUGAUUACUCUGAUUCACACUGUGCUAAAAAUUCUGGAUGACCACAAUAUUAAAAUUAAUUUAAAAAAAUGUUCCUUCUGCGACGAAGAAAUUUGUUACUGUGGUCACAUCAUUAACGCUAAAGGCAUUCAUAAAGAUCUUGCAAAAUUUGAAGCUGUCUCAAAUAUGCCCCAACCUCAAAACGUUUCGGAAUUACGCACCUACAUUGGAAUGAUCAUGUACUACGGUAGAUUCAUUAAAAACGCUAGCACUUUGUUAGCACCGUUAUACAACCUGCUUAAAAAAAACUGUAAAUUUGUUUGGUCCAAAGAAUGUCAAACAGCCUUUGUGUCCACGAAAACUGCUUUUACUAGUGACACCUGUUUGACAUUCUUUGACCCAUCGAGACCUUUGAUACUAGCCACAGAUGCUAGUCCAGUAGGAGUCGGCGCAGUCAUCUCCCACAGCUUCGAAGACGGUAGUGAAAGACCCAUUCAAUUCGCCUCUCAGAAAUUAAAUACAAUACAAUAA